Helianthus annuus (common sunflower) is the source of this 1304-nucleotide messenger RNA. RefSeq names its product PTI1-like tyrosine-protein kinase 1. The record is from RefSeq and is a predicted model, not a curated record. Lineage: Eukaryota; Viridiplantae; Streptophyta; Magnoliopsida; Asterales; Asteraceae. Bases 1 to 513 code for a protein of 170 amino acids. Gene Ontology annotation, molecular function: ATP binding; protein kinase activity. Gene Ontology annotation, biological process: protein phosphorylation. The transcript is spliced from 3 exons.
AUGCGGAGGUGGUUGUGCUGUACCUGUCAAGUCGAAGAAUCUUACCACUCAAAUGAAAACGGAUUGACGAAAAGCCACAGUGCCAAUGCUGAUGGGCACCAAAAGGACAAAGUACCACCUCCUGUCAAAUUCGAUGCGCAAAAACCCGUGCCAACAAUCGAGGUGCCUGGACUUUCACUGGAUGAACUGAAAGAAAAAACCGAGAACUUUGGAUCAAAAGCAUUGAUCGGUGAAGGUUCAUAUGGAAGAGUUUAUUUUGCAAAUUUAAAUAAUGGUAAAAGUGUGGCUGUCAAAAAGCUUGAUGUUUCUACCGAGGCUGAAUCAGAUAACGAGUUUUUGACUCAGGUUGCGAUGGUCUCAACAUUGAAGCAUGAGAAUCUUGUUGAGCUAUGUAGUUACUGUGUGGAAGGAAAUACGCGUGUCUUGGCUUAUGAAUUCGCAACCAUGGGAUCUCUACAUGACAUAUUGUACGGUACAAGAACAUUUGUUUUUUACUUCGAUUUUCAUGUUUAACUAGAUUCCCUGCGUUGCGGCUGCAACUCCAUGUUUAUAACUUUAACGUGUGGUCUCCACUCGUGAUAUGGCACGUUUUUUACUUUGUUAAACACAUUACGUUAGUGACAUUAACGUGGUUAGGCACAGAUAAAAAGAGUAUAAUGUCUCCUAUAUUGUGGUGUAAAGUCGCAAAAGUAAUUUAAACAAAAUAAUUGAAGUGUUAGAGAAGAUGAGGUGUAAAGUUAUUAAGUAGAAAUCAAGGGUCAAAGUUGUUAAUUAACAAAAGUUAGAUAUCAAUGUGUCAUUUACCAAAAGAUUGGGGUUGAAUGUGUAAAGUGUAUAAAUUAGGGGAUUAUAAAAGUUGAAAUUUAGUUGGUGUCGAGUUUUAAAAUAUAUAUUUAUGCAGGAAGGAAGGGUGUGCAAGGAGCGCAACCGGGGCCCGUGCUUGAUUGGAUGCAGCGCCUAAAGAUUGUUGUUAAUGCAGCAAAAGGACUCGAUUAUUUGCAUGAAAAGGUCCAGCCGUCAAUAAUUCACAGAGAUGUUAGGUCUACCAACGUGCUACUAUUUGAGGAUUUAAGAGCCAAGAUUGCCGAUUUCAAUUUUUCGAAUCAAGCACCUGAUAUGGCUGCUCGUUUGCAUUCUACUCGUGUGUUGGGAACAUGCCAUUUCUUGGACUUUACAAAUAAGCAUGUGUUUUUUGCUGGUAGAUUAUGUUAGUGCUUGAUAGAUUAUGUUAUUUAGGAUAGAAUUAAAAAAAAACUUUGAAGGUUUAUUGACUUUACAAAUAAAAGCCAAGGAUUGGAAUUUUA